GGGCGAGUAGGCGGGGCCGCGUGGCGUCAGCGCAAGAUGGCGGCCUCGGUGGCGCUGGUCUUGCGCUUGCGGAGCGGACUCCGGCUCGGCGCGCGAGGGUUGUGCGCAAGGCUGGCGACGCCGCCCCCUCGGGCCUCCGACCAGGCCCAGGAGAUUGGGAGCCGUGCCAGCAGUAAGGCCCAGACCCAGGGGUCACAGCAGCAGCGGGGCACAGAGGGUCCCAGUUACGCCAAAAAAGUUGCACUCUGGCUUGCGGGGCUGCUUGGGGCCGGUGGGACCGUGAGUGUCGUCUAUAUCUUCGGAAACAACUCUGUGGAUGAAACUGGUGCCAAGAUUCCUGAUGAAUUUGACAAUGAUCCAAUUCUGGUACAGCAGUUGCGCCGAACAUACAAAUAUUUCAAAGAUUAUAGACAGAUGAUCAUCGAGCCUACGAGCCCCUGCCUUCUCCCGGACCCUCUGCGGGAGCCAUACUACCAGCCGCCCUACACACUGGUCUUGGAGCUCACCGGUGUCCUCUUGCACCCUGAGUGGUCGCUGGCCACUGGCUGGAGGUUUAAGAAGCGUCCAGGCAUCGAGACCUUAUUCCAGCAGCUUGCCCCCUUGUAUGAAAUCGUCAUCUUUACGUCAGAGACUGGCAUGACUGCAUUUCCACUCAUUGACAGCGUGGACCCUCACGGCUUCAUCUCCUACCGCCUCUUCCGGGAUGCUACGCGAUACAUGGAUGGACAUCAUGUUAAGGACAUUUCAUGUCUCAAUCGGGACCCGGCCCGUGUAGUAGUCGUGGACUGCAAGAAGGAAGCCUUCCGCCUACAGCCCUACAAUGGCGUUGCCCUGCGACCCUGGGACGGCAACUCUGAUGACCGGGUCUUGUUGGACCUGUCUGCCUUCCUCAAGACCAUUGCACUGAAUGGUGUGGAGGAUGUCCGGACCGUGCUGGAGCACUAUGCCCUGGAGGACGACCCGCUGGAGGCCUUCAAACAGCGGCAAAGCCGGCUAGAGCAGGAGGAGCAGCAGCGCCUGGCCGAACUCUCCAAAUCCAGCAAGCAGAACCUCUUCUUCAGCUCUCUCACCAGCCGCUUGUGGCCUCGCUCCAAACAGCCCUGACUCUGGGCCUCCUCAAACUGAGUGCUUGGGUCCCAGGCCCCAGGCCGCAGUGCUUCCAUACCACGGCUUGGGCAGCCAUUUGUCCAAUAAAAUCCAUCCCAGACGCCAUACUGCUGUGUCCGGAGAGUCUCCAGAUGGGGGCAUCGGGGUGAGGUCCGAGUGGCUGAUUGGCUGCCAAGCACAGACUUAAGUGCUUUGGGGAAUCAGGGUUGGUUUUUAACCCUGGCCUGGAAAUCUGAAAACGUGGGUCCCUGCUCUGGCCGUGUCUUCCCGAGUGAUGUGUCAUCUGCAAAAAGUGCACCUCCCUCUCUGGCCGCAGAUUCUCCAUCUGUGGAAAAGAGAAGAGAGGACUGCACUGGGGGUUUUAAAGACAGGUAGCUGCCAGGCAGCUGUGUAAAUAUGUGAAGCGUGGUCUCAGUGGGCUCUGGUGGAAGAGAUUGCCUCAUCUCAAGAGGGCAGCUCUGCCAGCUGUGGCCCCAUGGGAAGGUGGGGUGUCGUGUUGUUUGAUAUUCUGAUUUUUUUCAGUAAAAGCCAGCCAGCAAUUGGGAUUUUUAUAUUAAAUCCCCCAAUUUUUAAAUGUUGGCUUCUAACCAAAACAGGCAGAUUGCGUGGCAGCACUGCGGUGAGACUUUCUGCCAUGUUUAUUCCGCGUUCUAUGUCUGCGCUGUCCAGUGGCCACAGGAGGCUGUUGAAUACUUGAAAUGUGGCUAGGGUUACUGAGGAAUGUAAUUUUUUAUUUUAAUUAAUUUUAACUUAAAUAGCCACAUGUGGUUCCUGACUCCUACACUGGACAGCACAGUUGUAUGUGACUUAAGAGGAUGAGCUUCAGACUGUCCGAGUUCAAAUCCAAGCUUCCUGACUGUGUGGUUUGGAGCAAGUUAUGUCACCCUCAAUGCCUUAGCUUCCGCAUCUAUAAAAGAACAGUACCUGCCCCAGGCUAGGCUUGAGGGCUGAGUGAGGCAUUCAGAUGGUAACUGUGAACCUUGGGCAAGGCAUCUUGGUGCCUCAGUUUCCUCAUUUCUAAAAUGGAGGUGAUGGUAGUAUACCUAUGUUAGUAUAAUGGUCAUGCAGCGUAAACAGGACAGUUCAUACUUGGCCCAUAUGGGUAUUCACCGGGGGCUUGUUACCAGGCCAUACUGGUUAUUUGCAGAUUGAAAUAGCCUGUACCAGUUUGGUAGCUGCUCCCCUGCCUCUCCCAGUCUCUUCUGCUCCAGCCAGCAGUUAGUGCUAGUACCAGUUAAAUGUUUUAAAAAGACCUCUGGUGAUUACUAUAAUAAUUAAAAUGUAUUUGAAUCUGUA
Hipposideros armiger (great roundleaf bat) is the source of this 2403-nucleotide messenger RNA. RefSeq names its product translocase of inner mitochondrial membrane 50 (gene TIMM50). The transcript is spliced from 11 exons. The record is from RefSeq and is a predicted model, not a curated record. Lineage: Eukaryota; Metazoa; Chordata; Mammalia; Chiroptera; Hipposideridae. The coding region runs from base 37 to 1104 and encodes 355 amino acids.